This is a messenger RNA of Drosophila mauritiana, 1952 nucleotides long. RefSeq lists its product as uncharacterized. Lineage: Eukaryota; Metazoa; Arthropoda; Insecta; Diptera; Drosophilidae. The coding region runs from base 430 to 1857 and encodes 475 amino acids. The transcript has a single exon. The record is from RefSeq and is a predicted model, not a curated record.
AGUUCUUAAUUAAGCUGACGCGAAUCCCCGCCAGUGGACACAGACCCUAUCAGCCCCACUAUGUCGUUCCAGGAAUGGCUGAAGGCGACUUAUAGCCUCAUGCAGAGCAUGGUGGAUAAGGAAGAGUUGGAUUCAGCCUUCCUGGAUUUGCAUCAAGACAUUAUAUUGAGCUCAGAAAGAAGCAGAAAUCAACAACAGCAGCAGCAACAAAAACAACAGCAAGAAGGCAAAAAAAUUUCUUAAUUUUUGUGGGCUAUCGAUAUAUAUUGGGCCCCAAUAAUUGGGUCAUAAAAUAAUACAAAAAUUUUAAAUUGUUAAAUUUUCUGCUUCUUUUUAUUAAUUGUUCUAAGCAAAGAACAGAGAAUAUAACGCAGUGUGAUAGCAAAAGCAGCGAUUGCUUGAAAAUCGAUAGAAAACUAUCGAUUAUAAAUGUUUUGCCCUAAUACGAGUGGUGUAGAAAAAUCACAAAUGGAUAACGAACUGGAAUUAAUCAACCGCAAUUUAAACGAUGCGCUGGCCAAGUUGAAAAACAGCAAACACAAUAACUUGCAGGAUCUUAAGCUAAAGAUGGCCCGCCUGAUACGACUCCACUUGCAGCACGUGGAAACUACUGUGAUCUUGCUCAGGCGGAGGACGCAGCAGAGGACCAGGCGUCGGUUUAGGAUGCUGCGCACGUUUUUUAUGCGCCAGAUGAUGGAGAUGCACUCAAACUACCUGCACACGUACGCCAUGCUGCGCCUGAAGCAUUCCCAAGUCGUGGACACGGACUCGGAAACCAGCGAUGUCGAUGGAGAACCGCAUGAGGAGUUUGGCGUGCAGGGAACCUUUCCCAGCUUCGAUUCCCAUUUUUUUGAGAAUGUGAUUCCCGCGCUAAGCGAGGAGGACUUUCUCAACACACUCCAUGUGACACGGGGAACCUUUGAGACCUUGUGCAAGCAGCUGUCUCCCACUCUGCGGACUUCGGAUGAACUGACUCAAAGAGAGCCAGCAAUUUCUACCGAAAAGUGUGUGGCUCUGGCCCUGAACUUCCUGGCUAGCGGUGAGCGGCUAUCUCUGAUUGCCGAGAGAUUUUCUCUGCCCCGUCCAAGGACCAUCAAGUGUUUAAAGGUCUUUUGCAACGCCGUGAUGUCCACUUUGGGCCGGGCGCUUCGCCAAUUGCCACAGAACCCAGUGGACUGCAAUAGUGUGGCCGAGGGAUUCCAGCGUGAAAGCAACAUGCCCGCCGCACUCGUUGGUGUCCUUGGCGUCUGCUCCAUUCCCAUCCGGUCCAAUGGCGAGGCCAAGAACUCGAUACUGCGCAUGGAGUAUCUCCUGGACGAUCGAAUGCUCUUUCGGGAGCUGCAAUUGGGAUGUGGCUUGCGGGCCACCCUGGGACCCAUGUUUUCCCACGCACCCAAUACUCUCACCGCAAUCCCUAAAUUCCGCAUUAAUUCCCGACUAGUUCCGGCCUUUGUCUUGGCCCCGGUGUACCAGAAUUAUCCACUGCGUCCCUGGCUUUUGCAGCGGUUUACUGAUCCGAUAGCUCCGCACGAGCACGACUUUAACGAGGUUGCCGAGCAUCUGCAGGAGUUAAGUGAUUGCGCAUUGCAUCGCCUCAUGUCCCGCUGGAGCUUCCUUAGCCAACCCCUGGACAUUAGCUUCCAUACGGCCUCGUGCAUCAUCACAGCAGCCGCAGUGUUGCACAAUCUACUGGAAGAACUGAGCGAACCACACAUGCUUGAGUGGGGCAACUCGGUGGACGUAUCCAAAUUCCGGGCAGAGCCGCUGUCAGAUUCAGUCAGCGAGGACGCCGAGUCUCAUGCGGCGCUAGAAGUGAGAGAUUUCCUAGCCAGAACCAUAAGCUCCACUGAAAUGUAAGGCAUACCAAUCGGUGUGCAACCGACAUCCUCAUAAACAUAAAAGCUGUAGAGAUAAUGACUAAAAUAAAACCAAAUUAAGUUACAUUAUAGAAA